Molecule: messenger RNA, 2475 nt
Organism: Camelus dromedarius (Arabian camel)
Lineage: Eukaryota; Metazoa; Chordata; Mammalia; Artiodactyla; Camelidae
Gene: TBX21
Product: T-box transcription factor 21
Exons: 6
Coding region: 91-1698 (535 amino acids)
Biological process (GO): positive regulation of DNA-templated transcription; cell fate specification; lymphocyte migration
Cellular component (GO): nucleus
Molecular function (GO): DNA-binding transcription factor activity, RNA polymerase II-specific; RNA polymerase II cis-regulatory region sequence-specific DNA binding
Source: RefSeq, a predicted model, not a curated record
CCCACCUCGGCCCCGCCGACCCCCGCGCCCGCCCCCGCGCGGAGAGGUGCCGGUCAUCGACGGCCGCGGGAAGGUGCCAGCCAGCCCCGGAUGGGCAUCGUGGAGCCGGGCUGCGGAGACAUGCUGACGGGCACCGAGCCAAUGCCAGCGAGCGACGAGGGCCGGGCGCCAGGCGCCGACCCGCAGAACCGCUACUUCUACCCGGAGCCGAGCGCUCAGGAUGCGGCCGACCGUCGCGGGGGCGCCAGCCUGGGGGCGCCCUACGCCGGGGGCGCCCUAGUGCCCGCCCCGCCGGGCCGCUUCCUCGGAGCCUACACCUACCCGCCCCGGCCGCAGGCCUCCGGCUUCCCCGGGGCGGGCGAGCCUUUCCCGCCGACGCCGGGCGCCGAGGGCUACCAGCCGGGGGACGGCUACGCGGCCCCGGACCCGCGCGCCGCCCUCUACCCGGGGCCUCGCGAGGACUAUGCGCUCCCGGCGGGUCUGGAGGUGUCCGGGAAGCUGAGAGUGGCGCUCAACAACCACCUGUUGUGGUCCAAGUUCAAUCAGCACCAGACGGAGAUGAUCAUCACCAAGCAGGGACGGCGGAUGUUCCCAUUCCUGUCAUUUACUGUGGCUGGGCUGGAGCCCACCAGUCAUUACCGGAUGUUUGUGGACGUGGUCUUGGUGGACCAGCACCACUGGCGGUAUCAGAGCGGCAAGUGGGUGCAGUGUGGAAAGGCUGAGGGCAGCAUGCCAGGAAACCGCCUGUACAUCCACCCCGAUUCCCCCAACACUGGAGCCCACUGGAUGCGCCAGGAAGUUUCAUUUGGGAAACUAAAGCUCACCAACAACAAGGGGGCCUCCAACAAUGUGACCCAGAUGAUCGUGCUGCAGUCCCUCCAUAAGUACCAGCCCCGGCUGCACAUCGUUGAAGUGAACGAUGGAGAGCCAGAGGCAGCCUGCAACGCUUCCAAUGCGCACAUCUUUACUUUCCAAGAAACCCAGUUCAUUGCCGUGACUGCCUACCAGAAUGCGGAGAUUACUCAGCUGAAAAUUGAUAACAACCCUUUUGCCAAAGGAUUCCGGGAGAACUUUGAGUCAAUGUAUGCAUCUGUUGACACCAGCGUCCCCUCUCCACCUGGACCGAACUGUCAAUUGCUUGGGGGAGAUCACUACUCAUCUCUCCUCCCCAACCAGUAUCCCGUUCCCAGCCGUUUCUACCCCGACCUUACUGGCCAGGCCAAGGAUGUGGUGCCUCAGCCUUACUGGCUGGGGCCCCCCCGGGACCACAGCUACGAGGCCGAGUUUCGAGCAGUCAGCAUGAAGCCUGCGUUCCUGCCCUCCGCCCCUGGGCCCACCAUGUCCUACUACCGAAGCCAGGAGGUCCUGGCGCCUGGAGCUGGCUGGGCUGUGGCCCCCCAAUACCCUCCCAAGAUGGGCCCAGCCAGCUGGUUCCGCUCCAUGCGGACUCUGCCCAUGGAACCUGGCCCUGGAGCCUCAGAGGGGCGGGGGCCAGAGGACCAAGGCUCCCCCUCCUUGUGGACUGACAUCACCCCCAUCCGGCCGGAGUCCAGUGACUCGGGACUGGGUGAAGGAGACUCUAAGAGGAGGCGUGUGUCCCCCUAUCCUUCCAGUGGUGACAGUUCCUCCCCUGCGGGGGCUCCUUCUCCUUUUGAUAAGGAAACCGAAGGCCAGUUUUAUAACUAUUUUCCCAAUUGAGCAGGUGAUGUGGUGAACGGAAGAGAAAGAGUGCUAUUAGGUUGGGAGACACCAACUACUGUAGACCACAGACUCAGGACUGAGUGGUCUCUAACUCCCUCUGUCCCUUCCCCUUUUGUAAUUGGUUGAGGAAGAGGGGGGCCAAGAAGGAUUCUGGGGUUCACUUGCUUCCUGGCCCACAAUGAAACCUGAAAAGAGUGUCCUCUGCCCCUUCCUCGGCCCUAACUACAGCCAUUUACCUGGUGCUGCUUCUGGCUGUGGGUUCCCAGCCAGAUAACAGAAGGUCUGGGAUGCAAAAGAGCUUCCUCUUCUGUGGGGUGGGGGUGGGGUGAGGGUCUGGGUCAGGUGGAUGGCUGGACUGGAUAAUCAAGAUCUCUUUCUCUGUAGAGUAACUUUCAACGUUUUUGUUUGUGUGUGUGUUAAUCCCUGAUCUGGAAAUAACGGCACAUGAAUUUUAUAACAACCAGCCAGCCAGGGUCAGGGAGAUGACCCAGGUGACUUUGAGCAGCCAGCCUGGGCCCUGCCAGCUCGGAGACAGUGGGGUCCUGAGGAAGGGGAUGGGAUGGGGGGAUGGUGCACGCCUCAGGGGAUGGGAUGGGGAGAUGGUGCACGCCUCAGGAUGGGGUGGUGGUUGUGUAUCAGGGAGCAUUUUUCUUUUCUUUUUCUUUUUAAUUUUUAUUUUUGGAACAGGGGAGGCUAUUUAUUGUACAGAGAGUGGUGUUUGAAUAUAUAUCUUUUGUCUUCAUCACUUUCUGAAAAUAAACACGAAACUGUCAA